CGAAGCGCCCUCUACAUGCACUAUUUGGACUUCUGUGAGAAAAAUGACACACAGCCUGUUAAUGCUGCCAGCUUUGGAAAGAUAAUAAGGCAACAAUUUCCACAGUUAACAACAAGAAGACUUGGAACCAGAGGCCAGUCAAAGUACCAUUACUAUGGCAUUGCAGUAAAAGAAAGCUCCCAGUAUUAUGACGUGAUGUAUUCUAAGAAAGGAGCAGCCUGGGUCAAUGAAACAGGAAAAAAGGAAGUAACCAAACAGACAGUGGCGUAUUCACCACGAUCCAAACUGGGGACGUUGCUGCCAGAGUUUCCAAAUGUCAAAGAUCUAAAUCUGCCAGCCAGCUUGCCAGAGGAGAAGGUUUCUACUUUUAUUAUGAUGUACAGAACACACUGUCAGAGGAUACUUGAUACUGUAAUAAGAGCCAACUUUGACGAGGUUCAAAGUUUUCUUCUACAUUUUUGGCAAGGGAUGCCGCCUCACAUGCUUCCUGUAUUGGGUUCUUCCACAGUAGUAAAUAUAGUUGGCGUUUGUGAUUCAAUAUUGUAUAAAGCUAUUUCUGGAGUCUUGAUGCCAACAGUAUUGCAGGCAUUACCUGAUAGCUUGACACAAGUGAUCCGCAAAUUUGCCAAACAACUGGAUGAGUGGCUAAAAGUAGCUCUUCACGACUUGCCAGAGAACCUGCGGAAUAUCAAGUUUGAGCUAUCCAGAAGAUUUUCUCAAAUUCUUCGGAGGCAGACAUCCUUAAAUCAUCUUUGCCAGGCAUCAAGGACCGUGAUCCACAGUGCAGACAUUACAUUCCAAAUGCUGGAAGACUGGAGGAAUGUGGACCUGAACAGCAUUACCAAACAAACGCUGUACACCAUGGAAGAUUCACGGGAAGAGCACAGGAAACUUAUAAUACAAUUAUAUCAGGAGUUCGAUCAUCUUCUGGAAGAGCAAUCACCCAUUGAAUCAUAUGUAGAAUGGCUGGAUUCCAUGGUGGACAGAUGCGUCGUAAAGGUAGCUGCUAAGAGACAAGGCUCUUUGAAGAAAGUUGCUCAGCAAUUCCUCUUGAUGUGGUCCUGUUUUGGCACAAGAGUAAUUCGGGAUAUGACUUUGCACAGUGCUCCCAGCUUCGGAUCUUUUCACCUUAUCCACCUGAUGUUUGAUGACUAUGUGUUGUACUUGUUGGAAUCACUCCAUUGUCAGGAAAGAGCAAAUGAGCUGAUGAGGGCAAUGAAAGGAGAAGGAGGAACAGUAGAAGUCCGAGAAGAUAUAAUACUGACAGAACCUGUUCCCCCAAGUCCCUCCCCGGUGCCUUUUUCUCCAGCUAAGUCUGCCAUCUCGGUGGAUGUGCCAUCAGCACCCUCGCCUGUAAGCAACCAGUCCCCGGAGUAUGUUGGCAUAGCGACGACAACAGGGGCCAUGCAGUCUUAUACAUGGUCUCUCACAUACACUGUAACAACAGCUGCUGGAUCACCUGCUGAAAACUCUCAACAGCUGCCUUGUAUGAGGAAUCCUCAUGUACCUCCUUCAUCUGUUACACACAGAAUACCUGUUUAUCCUCACAGAGAAGAGCAUGGGUACACAGGGAGCUAUAACUAUGGCACCUAUGGAAACCAGCAUUCCCACGCAAUGCAGAGCCAGUAUCCAUCUUUACCACAUGACACCACUAUUUCUACACCCCUUCAUUAUUCAGCUUACCACAGAAGCUCUUCACAGUACCCCUUCAACAGCCCGUCAUCGCGGAUGGAGCCUUGCUUGAUGAGCAGCACCCCAAGAUUACAUCCAACCCCAGUAACUCCUCGCUGGCCGGAGGUACCCUCGGCAAAUGCUUGCUACACAAGUCCACCCAUGCACUCCACAAGAUACGGAAAUUCCAGUGACAUGUACACACCGUUGGCCACACGGAGAAAUUCCGAGUAUGAGCACAUGCAACACUUUCCUGGCUUUGCCUAUAUCAAUGGGGAAGCCACCACAGGAUGGGCAAAAUGAAAAUGACUUGGUAAUAGUAUCAACCUUAUAUAUUUAAUAAAGACAGACAAAAAAACUUUUAUAUGCCUGGCUUGUAGACUUAUGGUACUCUUACAUGGGCAUUUUUAAUGGCCACGAAGGUGGA
Messenger RNA from Rhineura floridana, 2098 nucleotides. It is a transcript of the gene RFX4, whose product is annotated as regulatory factor X4. Gene Ontology annotation, biological process: regulation of transcription by RNA polymerase II. The record is from RefSeq and is a predicted model, not a curated record. The transcript is spliced from 15 exons. The coding region runs from base 16 to 1974 and encodes 652 amino acids. Gene Ontology annotation, molecular function: RNA polymerase II cis-regulatory region sequence-specific DNA binding; DNA-binding transcription factor activity, RNA polymerase II-specific. NCBI's taxonomy places the organism in Eukaryota, Metazoa, Chordata, Lepidosauria, Squamata, Rhineuridae.